AUGGGUUCCCUGUCCCCUUCCUCUCCUUCCUCAUCCUCCUCCUCCAGCUCACGAAGAGCAACACGUAUCUGGCUUCCAGUCUUAACCAUCCUCCUCCUCCUAACCCUCAUCCACUUCCUCCUUCCCCCCUCACACUCCACCGGAUCCAUCCAUCAACCCAAUUACAGCAAUGCGGAUUUAAAAGCGAAGAAUUACCUGAAUUUGAGCGAACCCGUCAUCCCUAACCCAUUCGACUUUUGUCCGAGUUAUAGUCCUGGCGAUAGGAUCGGCGCAAAGUAUGGCGCUGUUACGCUUUCGAAGAGUAGGAUGCAUUUGGGCAGUGGGGCGAGGAUUCAGAGGGUUUUGAAUAAGGCGCUGGCGGGGCAGAGUGUUACGAUUUCUGUUUUGGGCGGUUCAGUGUCAGCAUGCCACGGCGCAGGGGACGACCCUAUAUCCCCCACAUGCUACCCAUCCCGCUUCUUCCAGUGGUGGAACACAGUUUUUCCACACCCAGCUACGGAACUGACAAACGGCGCUUUGAGACGCACGAAUUCGGGAUACUUUGGGUAUUGUAACUCGCACCAUCUACCAGAUCAGACGGAUUUGGUUAUUAUUGAGCUGGAUACGGAGGAUGAACCGAACCAAGACAUGAUGGAUCACUUUGAGAUCCUCAUCCGCUCCAUCCUCAUCAGGCCCGACAAACCCGCCGUCCUCCUCCUCGGCCAUUUCUCACCACAAACACAUCAAACACACGGUUUCGCAGGGCCAGACCACUGGCACAACAUCGUCGCGCAAUUCUACGACGUCCCACACGUCUCUGUCAAAUCUGCCCUCUUCCCCGAUUACAUGCGUGACCCCAAGUCUGUCCAGAAGUACUUUGUCGAUCCCGUACUCGCUAGCCCUGCGGGGCAUGAACUCAUCUCGGAGAUACUCGUGGCGUACUUCCAGAGCCAGAUAUGUACGGCGUGGAGCGUGGCUACUGGGUCGUCGUACGAAGCUGUCCCAGUGCACACCGCAGGGUCUGAAGGAGGCGCUGGUGAUGCACAUGGGCUAUUCGGGGGCAUCGGUCAGCGCCCUGGAGUCCCUGAGCCAGAAAAGGCUGCUGCUGCUGCAGCAGCUAUGAAAGACCGAGGGGACUCGUCUUCCUCCUCCUCCUCCUCUUCCGCUCAGCUCCUCACUGUCCCUUCUGGCCGAAUCAACACCCGACCAAACGGGAACCGUCCCUUCGAAGAGAUCGCACCGUUCUGCGUCUCCGCAAACGACCUCAUCAACCCCCUACCACCGUCGCUGUUCUACGGCUCGGGGUGGUAUGCUCACCAUCCGAGUGGGAGUGGUGGGGAUGCGCUGAUUACGGCUGCGCAUUAUUGGCAUUCGGCGCUUCCGACGAGCAAGUUGAGGAUACCGAUGCAGGUUGGUGGCGGGGAUAUUGGGGUGUAUUAUUUGAGGGAGCCGGUGGGUGUUGUUGGGGAGGGGAGUUCGGUUGAGUGUUGGGUUGAUGAUAAUUAUGCGGGUGCGAAGGUUAUUGAGAAUGCGGCGGAUAUUGGGGAUGCUAUACCUACGUUGAAUAUGAUCGACCAUUAUGUUGGAAGAGGUUCUCAUUUCGUGGAAUGUCAGUUGUUGGGUGAGGAAGGACAGAGUGUGCCGAUGUUCAAGAUCAUUGGGAUUUUCGCGACGUAA
This is a messenger RNA of Laccaria bicolor S238N-H82, 1656 nucleotides long. It is a transcript of the gene LbCAP64-like, whose product is annotated as CAP64-like protein. The record is from RefSeq and is a predicted model, not a curated record. NCBI's taxonomy places the organism in Eukaryota, Fungi, Basidiomycota, Agaricomycetes, Agaricales, Hydnangiaceae. Bases 1 to 1656 code for a protein of 551 amino acids. The transcript is spliced from 5 exons.